Ylistrum balloti is the source of this 2570-nucleotide messenger RNA. RefSeq names its product solute carrier family 25 member 36-like. Gene Ontology annotation, biological process: mitochondrial transport; pyrimidine nucleotide import into mitochondrion. Bases 12 to 1106 code for a protein of 364 amino acids. The transcript is spliced from 7 exons. NCBI's taxonomy places the organism in Eukaryota, Metazoa, Mollusca, Bivalvia, Pectinida, Pectinidae. Gene Ontology annotation, molecular function: pyrimidine nucleotide transmembrane transporter activity. Gene Ontology annotation, cellular component: mitochondrial membrane; mitochondrion. The record is from RefSeq and is a predicted model, not a curated record.
AACGUUGUUAUAUGUUAUAUUUCGAUUACUCUUUGAAAAGUAAACAUCGUGGAGCUUGCAUGGCGUCAAAUGACCAACUUAUCCACCUGGCUGCUGGAGGCCUGGGAGGAACAGCAGGGGCAGUACUGACAUGUCCAUUGGAAGUGGUAAAAACAAGACUUCAGUCUUCCACAAGUACAUUCCAUUAUCCAGCAGCAACAUCAACAGCUAGGCCCACAUGUCUUGUGUCAAACUAUUCUGCAUUCCAUUCUACUCCUAGUAGUACAUUUGUGACAAUUAGAAAUGUUGGAACUAUUGCUAAUGUUUCCGAAGUGGCAUUGGUGCAUGCAAGGAGUCGUUCCAUUGGAUUAUAUUUCUGUCUCAGACAAAUUGUGCUACAUGAAGGUAUUAAAGGUUUAUUCAAGGGUUUGGGACCAAACUUGAUUGGUGUCAUUCCAUCAAGAGCCAUAUAUUUCUAUUCCUAUGCCAACAUGAAAAAGUUCCUGAACACACGAAUGAAUCCAGAUACUUCUCUAGUCCACAUUUACUCAGCUAUCACUGCAGGUUUCUGUGCUUGUACUACUACCAACCCUAUAUGGUUUAUCAAGACCAAGCUCCAACUUGAUCAGAAGAGAACCAACUCCCUGACUUGUAUAGAAUGUAUCAAGAACACAUACAGGACAUACGGGCUUCCUGGCUUCUACAAAGGCAUUACUGCUUCUUACGUCGGCAUUACAGAAACUGUCAUACAUUUUGUCAUCUACGAAGCUCUGAAAGAGAAGUUAAAAUGUAAUGACAACCUUGCCUAUAACAGUCAAAAGAGUGAAGAACCCUUUAUCAACAGCUUCUUUCGGUGUAUGUUGGCUGGAGCCAUUUCCAAAACCUUUGCUACUUGCAUUGCUUAUCCUCACGAGGUGGCAAGAACACGGUUACGGGAAGAUGGCAACAAGUAUCAGACAUUCAUACAGACCUUAAGACAAGUGUGCAAGGAGGGUGGGAUAAAGGGAAUGUACGGUGGACUCUGUACACAACUUGUACGUCAGAUCCCUAACACUGCUAUUAUGAUGGCUACGUAUGAAGGGGUUGUCUACUACUUCAAUCACAUCAAUUAUGGGGAUGACACGUGAUGGGAAUCUAGUCCAAAAAUCAAGGUGCUAUGUUUGGUCUAGAUUGACCAUUCACAGAUUACUCAGUGAUGGAUUCCAAAGUCAUCCGUGAAUGAACCGGAUGGUACCUGAGCAGGUUCAAAUCAGAAGAGCAGAAAUGGUUUGACUAGUCUGUGGGCAUAAGUUUUGCUUUUACUAGCCAUUGAUUGAAUGCAAUAAAUUCUAGUCCCAAAUUGACUGCAUGUUGAAGAUGAUAUGAGAUCCAACGGUGUCUGUCAACCACGUUGUUAACAUCAAUACUGCUAAGAUCUGGUACUACUAAGUAAUCUCAUUCAAUAGAUUUGCUUGUUGUGAGUCAAGUUCAAAAUUUUCCAUAAGCAAAUUCUAUUCUUUCAUCUAUGUUGUUUGAAUAGUGAAUGACAACAUCAGUCUAAACUAUACUUGUGUUCAUUGAUUUGAAAUAUCAUUGUUUUCUUUCUAUGUUCAUGUACAAAAAGAAAAAAAAAAGAAUGGAUUUCUAUCCUAUUAUCUUUUUAAAUUUCAUUUUAAAUAUUUUUCCAGAAAAUCAACCUCUAAUGUUAUGUAAUAUCAGUUUGACAUUUUAAAUUAAAAGCGACUGGUAUGGCAUUACAAUCCCACUAAAUGUGUUCUUAAUAUAGAGAGACAAUGAAUUCAAAAAGGUGUUGAUUUAGAAUUGAGAUACAAGUAGUCCUGUAAUUGUGAUAUUGUUCAAUGUCGGAGUGUAUCUGUAAGACAUUCUGAUUGUCAUAACUAAACAUAUCCUAUCAACUUAUAGAUCUACAUUUCCAGAUGAAAACUUGCAUCCCAUGUAAACUUGUGAUACUAAUAGUGCUAAUGACAAAUUCGCUUUUAAAAUGAGAUUGAUCAAUUUAUACCAUUUCUAUCAUCCCAGUUUAAAUUUGUCAAUUUUGUUUUACAUCAGAACAUUUUUAUUUCCUUUUUUCUCCAAUUUCCAAUGAAAACAGUUUUUAAAUACUCUUGACAAUUUCAUAUGGUUUGUUACCUAAAUACAUUAUGAUCUCAAGAUCUGAACUACUGGGAGAAAAUCUAUAAAGUUGUGUAGUUUUUUAUAUUUUAUGCAGGGAAGGGAGCAGUUUAUUCCGACCAUUUCAAUGGUCGUUCAUUUAUAUUGUGUUCUUUGUUUUUGUGUUAAGUCAUUUUUUGUUCUUCUGUUACAUGUUAUUAAUAAUUCCAAUCUAAUUUAAAUAAGACUUGAAUUCUUCUCCUCUGUGAUGGUAGUGUGUCCUGGAGGAGAGGGAUUGCAAGUCUUAUUUAAAAUAAAUUGUUAAUAAUUCCUUCUCUUAGGACAUUUGCAAAUCUGAAAAUAUUCUUUAGAAAGUUUGCAUAACUAAUUGAAGUGUUUGUGAUAAUCAUACCUAUUUGUAUAUAUUGACUUGACAGUAACAGUUCGGUGAAUAUUGAUUGUGAACAUAAAGUCAUGCAAAUAAAAGAAAUGCAAAUAUA